Astyanax mexicanus (Mexican tetra) is the source of this 4003-nucleotide messenger RNA. It is a transcript of the gene dok6, whose product is annotated as docking protein 6. Gene Ontology annotation, cellular component: cytoplasm. The transcript is spliced from 8 exons. Gene Ontology annotation, biological process: positive regulation of MAPK cascade; cell surface receptor protein tyrosine kinase signaling pathway. The record is from RefSeq and is a predicted model, not a curated record. The coding region runs from base 133 to 1128 and encodes 331 amino acids. NCBI's taxonomy places the organism in Eukaryota, Metazoa, Chordata, Actinopteri, Characiformes, Acestrorhamphidae.
CACCGGAGCCGGUCUGCAGCUCAACAGUGCCUGUAGCAGCAGCAGCAGCAGCAGCAGGUCUACCGAGAGGAGAGCGGGGCUGAGUCGCGCAGGACUUAACCACUGACAUACCGCCCUGAACACACCGCAGACAUGGCUUCUAACUUCAACGACAUAGUGAAGCAGGGCUACGUGAGGAUCCGGAGUAAGAAACUGGGGAUCUUCAGACGAUGUUGGCUUGUAUUUAAAAAAGCAUCCAGUAAAGGACCGAGACGAUUAGAGAAGUAUCCUGACGAAAAGGCUGCCUACUUUAGAAGUUUUCAUAAGAUAACCGAGCUGCACAACAUCAAGAACAUUACCAGAAUGCCCCGGGAGACCAAGAAACAUGCAGUGGCAAUUAUCUUCUGUGAUGAAACGUCAAAGACAUUUGCCUGUGAGUCAGAGCUCGAGGCGGAGGAGUGGUGUAAGUUGCUGUGUUUGGAGUGUUUGGGCAGCAGGCUUAAUGACAUCAGCCUGGGUGAGCCGGACCUGUUAGCAGCGGGAGUUCAGAGGGAACAGAACGAGAGAUUCAACGUAUAUUUGAUGCCCACUCCAAACUUGGACAUCUACGGAGAGUGCACCAUGCAGAUUACACAUGAGAACAUCUAUCUGUGGGAUAUUCUCAACGCCAGAGUCAAACUGGUCAUGUGGCCGCUCAGCUCUCUUCGACGGUAUGGCCGAGAUUCCACCUGGUUUACCUUCGAGUCGGGCAGGAUGUGUGAUACAGGAGAAGGACUGUUCACGUUCCAGACGCGAGAGGGAGAGGUGAUUUAUCAGAGAGUUCACGCUGCCACGCUGAGCAUCGCCGAACAGCACGAGAGGAUGAUGCUGGAGAUGGAGAAAAACGCACAGACCUUUUCCAGCGAGAACACAUUAACGAAGUCAAUAUCUCUUCCUCGGAGUGCUUACUGGCAUCACAUCACACGCCAGAACAGUGUAGGAGACAUCUACAGUUACCAAGGCACGAGCGCCAAAAUGACACUUAUUCCUCGAGCACAGACUUUCCAAAGCUUUCUGAACGAGCAGAGUGAAGAGGAGAAGAGCCACGAGCGAUCAGCCUCGCCCUCUAGUGCUCAUGAACAGCACUACAGCCCCAGCAGACUGCAUUGACGCUGCAACCAGCAGCUAAAGAGACACUUCCCAGCUUUAGACGACUGAUAGACAGACACAUGUACAGUCUAGGACUGAUGUAUAAAUUAUUACUCCCUGUAGAGCUGUACGUACUCUCAACUCUCAACGACUCAAUCUACAAGCCUCUUUUUGUACAUGAUGUAAAACAACAAAUGCCUAAAUGUUUGCACUUUUACUUCUUUUUCAUCAUUUUCUUUUGGUUGAACUGGAAGUCGGUUUAGGCCUGGAAGCUUUUCAGCUCACCAGAUUGAUUGUAUUUCUUUCUAUUAUCUUCAGAGUUCACAGUUAGCAUCUCACUUGUCGAAGGGUUUGUGUGGUUUUGCACCGAGCACUUUUAAAUCGGCCCUCUUUGCACCUUUAGUACGCUGUUCUAUUUGUUGUUGUUCAUUGUUGUCAUGUCGACACAGGUCCGUUGUGUGUGAAAUAGCGCUGAAAGGGAUUUUAUUUAUUUUCCUCUUGCUUAAUUUUGCUAUUUGAAAGGAGUAGUCUGACCAAAAUGCUAUUGGGACUAACAUUGAUUGGAAUGUAAUUGCCAGUAAUUGUGUCAUUGCCAUGAGCCUCUUCAGUGAAGACCUUCAGUCCAACAUAUAUCAUUCACAUAAUACUGUGGAAGCUUGGGAGUCUCUGUGGAUAUAGCUGACUUAAAUUUAGAUUAUUUUUUAUAACAAGCUGAUAAUUUGAGUGUUUUAGAGCAAGGAAGCACCCAAAAGAUGCAAGAAAAAGGAGGUAUCCAGGACCAGAGACGAGAACCACUGCUUUAAUAUGAAUAUCAUGAAUUUAUCAAGCAACGAAUAAAAAAAAAAAGUUUUUUAGCCCACAUUGUAUUGGAUGUAGAUAUGCCAAGUAACAUUACAUUACAUUACCAUAUCAUACUAUACCAUACAAAUAAGAGAUGGUAUGGAAAGGUGUAACCAAGGUAUAAAAAAAUGCCCCUGGAUAUCUAUUACACUCCUUUUAUUUCUUUUUGGUAGGUAUUGCAAGACAUUGGGCCCUAUCGUACACCCUGCACAAGGCGCAUCGCAAUGCUUGUUGCUAUCUCACACCCCGUCAACAGUCUGUUUUCAUAUCUUGCGCCCCCACUGUUUAAAUAGCGACAGUGCUUGUAAAUAUUUCUAUGCAGAUGGCCGUGGUGGUCUAGAAAGUGAGGAGUGUUUAGGUGCGACACUGACUGAUUUAAACCCUGACACCAGUCAGCAGUCAGCCGUCGAGUUAAACCCGCUUAUUAAACACACACACAAACACGGAUUCGAUGCAGCGUGCAAAUUAAACUUUUACAUGAACAAUAAACAGAAUACAAAAUAAAAUAAUAUUGCUGUUCCCAUAAAUUACCUGCUGGCGUAUCUUUACAGCCUGAAGAGCAGGUCAGUAUCCUCUGCUGAGAUGAACAAAGUGCUGCACUGUUAAGAUACCAACGCGCUAAAGUCAGAGCGCACCUAAAUCUUAAAGGGAAUGACGAGUAAAACGCUAAUUGGUUUAUUUCCCCACUUACACCCAAAACACAUCCAUGAUUAAUUAAGAUAUUUAGUUUAUGCCUUUUGCUCAUUUCGAGUGAAACAAGGCAUGCUUUUUUUUUUUUUUUGCAUCCUCGCGAUACCAAAGACACACCGGCACUCCCUACUUCCAGCUGCGUGAUGCGCAAUUGACAUCUCGUCUAUAAAUUGCUAAAAUAGGGCCCAUUAUUAUGUUUUGGAUGCUCUUAUCCUGCCAUCUUUAGUCAAAGGGUCUUAUAUAGUAGGUUCAAAUGUGCAAGAUUAUCAAAUGUUAUUCUCUUUAAUGAUAUCACAUCUCAUUAAUAGCAUCUUACAAAUUCCCAAUAACAGACACCCACUCAGAAGACAAUCAGUGUAGUGUUAGCAGGUCUGCUGCAGAUGAAGUAGUGUUCAGUUUUGUGUUUUUAUGUUUGCCUGUUGUGUCAGAGAACGUAAGUAAGUUUCAGCUGACAUCAGCUGCAUUCACAUGCACAGAUGUUUGAAUGAAAUUGCUCUGAAUUAAAUGUUUUGCAUAGACUCAAGAAUUCUAAUGAAGCCACUGUUGUUAAAUAUAUGUUAAUCUAUCAGUGGUGAACCUUGACUACUAGAGGUAGGCCCUCAAAUUGGGCUUUAAAAGAUCAGAAAAGACAACAGUAAUGCUAAUUUCUGCUAGCAUCCAUAAGGGUUUUUUAAUUGAAUGUUAGCACCAAGCUAACCCUGGAGCACCUGAACACAUUUUAGCUGGUCUAGAUUAAACACAGAGAUUUAAAACCUGCAGAACUUCACAUUCUUAUUUAUAUAUUUAUUUAUUGAGUCUGUAAGUCUGUCUGUAAAUGUAUCCACUGAUAAAAUAACUAAACAGAGCCCUGGAGGUUAAAUAGCUCGAUGACAACAAUCAACAAAUGCUUAAGAGAAGCUGUUUUCUCUUUCUAAUGAAUGUCCUGUUGUUCUUUCAUUCUAUUUGUUCUACCCCAGAAGUAAAAGGAUUUCUAAUUUAAAACAUUGUUCUUAUGUAAACAGAUUUGUCGUAUUUAGAAAAGAGAUUUUUGUGUCCUCAUAGUUUUGUCCAGCACUGUUUCAAUUGCUAACACUGCAAAUCUACAAAGGCCAUGAACUGCUUACAAACUGGUCCAGACACUGUUGGUUGUAAGAUGUUGUUUUGUAUGGUUUUGGAGGUUUUCCGUUCGUUUCUCCUCAUCCUGUCCUUCUUGUACAUGUUAGAGUGGGAUGCUGUUCUGUGUACAUAUGUCAAAUUUUACAGAAAGAAAAAUAAAAACAAUGUAUAUUAUAUACAACAAGGCCUUAAUGUCCGUUUGUGUAGACUGUACGCCUUACUGUAUGUGUGCAUGCACACCCAUCAUCAAUGCAAUACAGUCUGGAAGGAA